AUGUGUAUGUUUCAUCACACGUAGUGACAAUUAUCACUCUGUGCUCUGGAAUCCAACCUUGAACCGAGAAAACUACAAGUCCCAAAAUUCCACACCUAUUUUGUGGAACGUUCAUGCGCAGCACGUUGUGCAUGUGGACAUGCUGUGAAUUAUUGAAGCGCGUUCAGUUGACCCAUUCUGCAGGUGUUUUGCAAAGUGAAGUACCGUUAGCAUUUAUCUCACUUUCUGAAGACGCUACUCAAAGUCAUGGGUGAACCAGUGUCUGAAAUGUGUGAUCACCUCAUCAAAGCUGUUAACGUGAUGAUGGACGCGGAAUCUAGUCAAAUAUAUCGUCUGGAGGCCCUAAAGUUUUGUGAGGAAUUCAAAGAGAAGUGUCCAUUCUGUGUUCCAUGUGGGCUACAGUUAGCAGAUAAAGCCCAAACAGCAGUGGUGAGGCACUUUGGUCUACAGAUACUGGAGCACGUCAUCAAGUUCAGAUGGAACAACAUGCCACAGCAGGAGAAAGUCCAGCUGAAGAACUGUGCCAUGGGGCUGUUGUCAUCUGGCACAUAUCCUAUCCUGGAGGAGGAGAGUCACAUCAAGGACGUUCUUGCACGGAUCAUAGUGGAGAUGAUCAAGAGAGAAUGGCCUCAGCACUGGCCUGACAUGCUCAAGGAGAUGGAGACACUGACCAGCAUAGGGGAGGCCCAGACUGAGCUGGUGAUGAUGAUCCUGCUGCGGCUGGCGGAGGACGUGAUCACCUUCCAGACGCUGCCCGCCCAGCGCCGCAGGGACAUCCAGCAGACCCUCACCCAGAACAUGGAGAGCAUCUUUAGCUUCCUGCUCACCAUCCUGCAGCUCCACGUCGACGAGUACCGCAAACUGAAAAAAAUACCAGGCCAAGAAUUGCAGGCCAAGGCCCACUGUCGUGUAGGUGUGGCUGCUCUGAGCACCCUGGCAGGCUACAUAGACUGGGUGGCCCUGGCCCACCUCACCAAUGACAACUGUCGCCUGCUGGAAAUGCUAUGUCUGCUGCUCAGUGAGACAGAGCUGCAGCUGGAGGCUGCCGAGUGCCUGCUCAUCGCCAUCAGCCGCAAGGGGAAGCUGGAUGACAGGAAACCGCUCAUGGUGCUGUUUGAUGAUGUCGCCAUGCACUACAUCCUGUCUGCAGCACAGUCUGCAGAUGGAGCUGCAACAUACAACACAUCCUCUCCGACACAGCCAGUGGUGGAGAGACACUACAUCUUCCUGAAGAGGCUUUGUCAGGUCCUGUGUUCCCUUGGCAGCCAACUCUGCUUCUUAGUGGGUUCAGGUGUGGAGGUAGAUGUACCUGCAAACCUCAGCAAGUACACAGAAGCAUUCCUGGCCUUCACCACUCACCCAAGCCAGUUCCUAAGAUCUUCCACCCAGAUCACAUGGGGAACCCUGUUCAGACAUGAGAUUCUCUCCAAGGAUCCUGUCAUCAUCCAGAUGAUGAUCAAGUACUUCAGAGCCACCAUGACCAACCUAGUCAAGACUGGUUUCCCUUCCAGGAACGACAGUCCCAGCUGUGAGUACUCCCGUCAUGACUUCGACAGUGAUGAAGACUUCAACUCCUUCUUCAACUCGUUCCGAGCGCAGCAGGGGGAGGCGGUCCGGAACGCCUGCCGUGUCGUUCCCUUGGAGGGCUUCCAGAUUGCAGCAGAGUGGCUGCAGUAUCAGAUCAGUACACCCAUUGACAUCGGGACCACUGGGUCUAAGAUGGCAGAGGGGCUGUGCUCUAUCCUGUCUCCGUCAGCGGUCCAGUGGGAUGCUAUGACCUUCUUCACAGAGAGUGUUGUGGGACAGAUCUUCAAGAACGUGGAGGUUGAGAAGUUGCCAAUAGAUCAGGGCAUUGAGCUGCUACAGGCAGUGUUGAACUACAACACCCAAGACCCUCUCAUCCUGUCCUGUGUCCUCACCAACCUCUCCUCCCUCUUCCCCUUCGUCACACACCGACCUCACUUCCUGCCUCAGGUCCUCUACAAGCUGUUUGCCUCCAUCACAUUUGAGGUGGUAGAGGAGAGCAAGGCGCCACGGACGCGUGCGGUGAAGAACGUCAGAAGACACGCCUGCUCCUCCAUCAUCAAGAUGUCUCGAGAUUACCCAUGGUUCAUUCUGCCAUGUUUUGACAUACUGUAUAAUCAGGUGAAGAAGCUAUUCUCCAACGAGGCACUGUUGACCCAGAUGGAGAAGUGUGCUCUGAUAGAGGCUCUGGUCCUCAUCAGUAACCAGUUCAAAGACUACACCAAGCAGAAGGCCUUCCUGGAGGAGCUCAUGGCCACCGUGGCUGCUCGUUGGACCUCAGACGAGAUGAGGCAGGUACUGUUGGAACCUGCUCUGUUCCUGGCUUUCGUUGGUGCUGAUCAGCUGAUGGCUGAAGGCACAGACCACACAACAGGCAUCAACAGGUCACGGUUGAGUUUCUGUGUUUACACCAUCCUGGGGGUGGUGAAGAGAGCGCGCUGGCCGGCUGACCUGGAGGAGGCUAAGGCGGGGGGCUUCGUGACGGGCUACACCCCUUCUGGAGCCCCAAUCUACAGAAACCCCUGCACCCCCCAGGUCCUGGCCCUGCUGCCCAACCUGCUCGCCCUCAUCAGAACCCACAACAAUCUGUUCCUGCCGGAGAACAUGUGUCGUCUGAGUGAGACGUUCUCCAGAGCCUACGAGGUGAUUGAGGUGGAGAGGAAGGUGGUUCUAGGCCUUACACAGCCAGUCCUGGACAUCUAUGACUCUCCAGUGUACAAGACUCAUCUGGAGCGCAUGCAGGGUUUCUUCUGUACCCUCUAUGACAACUGUUACCAUAUCCUGGGGAAUGCAGGCCUGUCAUUGCAUCAGGACUUCUACACCAUCGAGGGAUUGGCUGAACAGAUUGUUGGCUCUGCCUUAAUCUCCCUCGACAACGUGCCUGACCACAGACUCCGCCCCAUGCUCCGGGUGUUCCUGAAGCAGCUGGUGCUGUCGUGUCCUCAGGAGUACUACGACAGUCUGCUCUGCCCCCUACUGGGCCCUCUGUUCGCCUACAUGCUUCAGAGACUCAACCUCAGGUGGCAGAUCAUCAACCAGCGGAGUACUGUCAGUCUGGAGGAUGACGAGGACGAGGCGUGUGAGGAGAACCAAGUCACCCAGGAGAUGCUGGAGGAACAGCUGGUUCGUCUGGUCACCAGAGAGGUUCUGGACCUGCUCACUCACGCCUGCAUAUUGAAAAAAGUUCCUGAGCCAGCAGGGAAUAAGGAGGAUGUGGAUGAGGAUGAGAUGAUGUCCACUGAGUCCCAGGCAGUCACAGCCUCUCCGGCCCAGCCAACAGGCGAAAUGACUGAGCUGGGGAAGUGUCUACUCAAACAUGAGGACAUCUAUAUGACCUUGUUGACCAUCUCGUUCACCUCUCUGUCCUGGAAGGACACCAGCAACUGUCACCGCACUGCCUCCAUGGUGUGCUGGACCCUGCUGCGACAGGUCGUAGGGGGGAACCUUCUACCAGAGGCGGUCACUUGGUUCUAUGCCAGUGUUCUGAAAGGACUGCAGAUGCACGGGCAGCACGAGGUCUGUAACUCAGCCCUCACACAACUGGCCCUGAUUAUAUAUGACAACCUGCGGCCACGAUACAUGGAGCUAAGGAGUGUGAUGACUCAGAUCCCCAGCAUCAAUCUGGAGGCUCUGGACCAGUAUGACCAGCGGCUGCUGGAGCCCAGCUCUGCCCAGAAGGUGGGAGAGAAGAAGAGGAAGGACCAGUUCAAGAAGCUCAUUGCCGGCACUGUGGGGAAAGAUCUGGGCCAGCAGUUUAAAAAGGAGGUACAUAUCAGAAAUCUCCCAUCUCUCUUUAAGAAGCCCAAGCUGGAGAAAAGGGACAUUGUCGAGCCCAGUGAGACUGGAUCUCUAGCAGCUCUCUUCUCCGAGGAACUCCAGACUGACCUGAUGCCCUUACAGGAGAAGCUGAAGAGCCAGGCCCAGCACACAGAGAAGCAGAUUAAGGAGUUUGAGAAACCAGUUUCUACAAGAGGAAGAGGAGCCAGGAUAGCUGUUCUGAAAGAGGAAGAGAAGCAGAAGAGUCAGAAUAUGAAGGAGAAGAUUGAGCAGAUGAACAGAGAGAUAUCACUUUCAGACACAAUCAGAGCCAUAGAGGGGGAGCUGAAAGAUGAAGACAUCUCAUUCCUGCAGAACUUCAAGACCAUGAAGGAAAGAGCCCAGUGCACAAUGCCAGAUCCACAGCUGGUGUCAGGGGGGCUGAAAGACGUGGCCAAACACCUGGGAAACCUGAAGUUCAGAGUCUGGGAGAAGAUGAAGGAGAUCAUCAAACACACUCCUGUGAUUCUGGAUCCCAACACUGCAUCCUCCUGGCUCUGUCUGUCUGAUGAUCUGACCAGUGUGAGUUGUAAUGACCCAGAGCAGCGGCUCCCUGACAACCCAGAGAGAUUUAUGAAGUAUCAACAUGUUCUGGGCUCUAAGGGGUUCAGCUCAGGUAAACGCAGCUGGGAGGUGGAGGUGGGGGAUCAUCCUAUCUGGAACCUGGGCGUGCCUAAAGAGUCAACUGACAGGAAGGGGGAGGUGUAUAUUUUACCAGAGUAUGGAAUCUGGGCUCUACUGCAGAGGAGUGGUAAGUAUAGUAAUGGAAAGGGAGAGACCCUCCUCCUGAAGAAGAAACCCCAGAGGAUCAGAGUUCAGCUGGACUACGACCAGGGGGAGGUGUCCUUCUACGACUCCAAAGACAUGACACUCAAAGACACAUUCACUGAGACUCUACCCGUACUUCACUUUUGGAUCAGCUGGUGA
This is a messenger RNA of Oncorhynchus gorbuscha (pink salmon), 4767 nucleotides long. RefSeq names its product exportin-5. Gene Ontology annotation, biological process: protein export from nucleus; RNA export from nucleus. Gene Ontology annotation, cellular component: RNA nuclear export complex; nucleus; cytoplasm. The record is from RefSeq and is a predicted model, not a curated record. Gene Ontology annotation, molecular function: nuclear export signal receptor activity; small GTPase binding; RNA binding. The transcript has 38 exons. The coding region runs from base 247 to 4767 and encodes 1506 amino acids. Lineage: Eukaryota; Metazoa; Chordata; Actinopteri; Salmoniformes; Salmonidae.